UGUAUCGCGUUUUAUGUUUAAGUUUAUUUAUUGCUGCUGUGCAGUCGGCUAUGAUAAAAAGCCAAUGUCCAUCAGAGGAGGUCUACCGGUCGUGCGCGUUCUACGAGGAGUAUUUCUGCUGGACGUCGGCGAAUCGCACCAAUCGUGUCUACAGGGUGCCGAAAAAGCUGGGGUUGUGUAGACCAGGGUGUUAUUGCAAACAGGGCUUCGUCCGCAGCUACCCCGGCGGCGCGUGCAUCGCGCUGCGUCGCUGUAUGAGCUACCGCGCGCGCGCCGUGCUCGAACGCCGGGAGGAGCACGCGCGCACGCGGUACUACAAGGUCACUAGGAACUUCCGGGUAGACGAAUAGACAGGCUUACAAGGAUGAAAAGGACGCCUAGAUGGUAUACUAAAUACUUAUAACAGACUUACAAGGAUCAACACAUCUUCAUACAGAAUCAAAAAAAUUCCGGACAGCGUAAUUAAGAAUUUCAAGGCGAAUGUGUUACAGUGAAAACAGGUAACAAGGAUUAAAAAAUAUUGAACAGUGCUUCAAGGAUAUUUUAGGAUGAUAUUAAAUUAGGGACCACAAGAAACUUUCAGAUGGAAGACAAUGCAAAAAUUAUUGAUUUACAAGUGUA
Messenger RNA from Aricia agestis (brown argus), 621 nucleotides. RefSeq names its product venom serine protease inhibitor-like. The record is from RefSeq and is a predicted model, not a curated record. Bases 51 to 350 code for a protein of 99 amino acids. The transcript is spliced from 3 exons. NCBI's taxonomy places the organism in Eukaryota, Metazoa, Arthropoda, Insecta, Lepidoptera, Lycaenidae.